Molecule: messenger RNA, 3543 nt
Organism: Salvia miltiorrhiza (redroot sage)
Lineage: Eukaryota; Viridiplantae; Streptophyta; Magnoliopsida; Lamiales; Lamiaceae
Exons: 16
Coding region: 1455-3329 (624 amino acids)
Biological process (GO): transcription initiation at RNA polymerase I promoter
Cellular component (GO): nucleus
Molecular function (GO): RNA polymerase I core binding; RNA polymerase I general transcription initiation factor activity
Source: RefSeq, a predicted model, not a curated record
CGCAACACACACACACACAUCAGUCACCUCUCUCUCUCAAUUCUCGACUGCUCGUCCCUCUCUCCCUCUCGGACUCACGGCCGCGUGCCACCACCCCCGGCGACGAAUGCCGCUCCGGUCAUCCUCACCAUCACCCUCGACUGAUCGGAACCCUAGUCCCUCCAUUCUCCUCCCUUCCGGCGACGACGACAGCGACGAGCUGCCGCAGCGCCUGAACCCUAGCCUCCCCUCUUCUCCCUCCCUAGAUUUCCCGGCGACAGCAACCCACGGCCGCCGCCGUCCUCCGCUCUGCCCUCCGCGGCCCCAGCCCAGACCAGACCAGACACCACCCAAAUCUCCCUCUCACAACACGGCACCCCUCUGAUCUCCAGCAACCGCGGCGGAGCCACGGCCGCCACCCUCUCCCUCAAAUCUUCGGUCGACAGCAGCCGAUGAAACAGACUACCGCCGGUUCUCCCCCGGCUCUCUCUCAAACCUCUCGCUUGGCCGAACAGUAGCGGCACCACCGCCGUGUCCCGCCUCCCUCUCCAUUUCCCGUCUCUAUUUAAUCAGCAAGGUAACUCUCUCUCUUACCCGAUUCGACACAGCAGCCCCAAGUUGAAAGCAAACUCAUAAAAAUUCUUUCUUUAAAACAUUGAAACUUGCAUAACAGAGUAUAGUAUAGCUCCCAUUCAAAAAUAUGCAUAUAUAUACAGAAAUGAUGAGAUGGUUAUGCUCAUAUGAUAUGUCAUGAAUCUACUGCUUAACAACGUGUAUAAACUCGUGUGGUUUGCUGAAAUAAGAUUUGAGAGGUGUUUAAAUCAUAUGUAGAAUGUAAGUGUUCAAGAUGAAACCUUAGGAAGACUGAUUUUUGCUGAAAUUGUUGGUCUUAAACAAAGCAGAAGUAUGGCCAGAUUUUUUUUACCAAAUUUGGACUGAUUUCUGCUUUUAACAACCAAAUUUCUGCUUAAAUUUGGUAAAAGAACAAAGCAAACAAGGGCUGAUUUUUAAAUUUUGUUGCACUGCACCCAUUACUGUUAAGACCAACAAUUUCAGCAGAAAUCAGUCCAAAUUUCAACAGCUAAAGAAAAACUGGGCAACUCAGAGACAAGAAAAAAUUAAGCCACUUAAAAAAUUCGCUAAUUCAAAUAGAAACUAAAAAGGAAAAAAACUCAUAAUCCAAAUUCUUACAUGUCUCCACUACUAAGCCACACAAAAUUCCACGCCGAGCACCAAGUUAGAGAAAAUAAACAAAACAAGUAGAAAGAGAAAUCGAGAGAACAAAUAGCUGAAGAAACGAUGAGAAGAGUGGGGAAAAGGAGAGAAGGGGAAGAGUUAGUUACCUCGUGGUCGGAUUUAGAGAGCUCCAAUGGCUGCAAGCAACAAAGGUACUACUGAAAGCAGCAACGGCAUGGGGUGAAGCUUUUAACGAAUUACAUUUUGGACCCCUAACUGAAGUGGUGGAAAUCUUUUACAUGGGAGCGCCUCACAUGGAUGAACUAAGUUUCACUGAUUCUGAGCUAGAUCAUCAUGUUAGGAAUGCCCUCAAAGCUGCUAUUCAGGGCGACUGCAACUUUUAUAACCAGCUUGUGGCAGUGAUACACCAUAAAGAGCGUCUUGUUACUGAAGAGGUGGCCCUUCUUGUGACAUGUUUAAAAGCUGUGACUGGAGCAGUAUCAUGUGUACACAUUGUUCAUCAUCGGUCUCUACUUGCUGCUAUACUAGGGAUGAGCUUGUGGGAUUAUGGAACAGAUGUGAUGGAUGCAUUGAUUGAAUUGCUUAUUGCCUUGGCUUCAUCAAAUGGUGAUUAUGUUGAUUUAUGCCUGGAGAUGCUUUUAAUGAAUUUCAUGCCUCCGCCUGCUGCUUCUUACUUUGUUGAAUUACUGAAGCAACCUCGGGGUCUUGCUAAAAAGAUUCAAGUUCUUGAUCGUGUCCAUUCAACCUUGAAAGAUAUUUCAAAUCUAGUUCCUCUUACGCCGCUCAGACUAGAGAAGAUAGUGAGGGAUAGAAUGCCCCCCAUAUACGCUAAAGAACCUUUCAUUGUGAUGUAUGCGGAGAAUAUAUUGAGAUUGGAGAGUGGUACGAUUGGUGAACUUGUUGGUAGCACUGGUUUGGUCGCAUUAAUGGACAAACUAAUAGAGUUGGAUGUGGAAAUUUCUUGGGAGGAUAUUUUGCAGGAUGAUUUCCAUAAGGGUAUGUUCGAUAUAGAACUAGAAGACCUUGAGAGCCCUGCAGAUCCUAUCGAGCAAGAUGGUGAUGAGCUUACUAGGGAUGUUUUAAUCGAAAGGUUUCUUAGUACAAACUUGAGUGCUCAAAAGUUAGACAGUCUGAUGGUGCUUACAUUUGAAUACCUUAAAUCUUGUUAUGAGAGUGGUCGUCUGGUUCAGGUGUUUGAGACCCUCCUCCAAUCAUUUCAGAAAACAACUUUGACCGCUUACAAAUCAAAAUUUGCUCAGUUUGUCAUGUUCUAUGCUGGCUCGCUGGAUCCUGAAAAUUGUGGAAAGAUGUUUGCCAAUGCUCUUAUAGAUAUCUAUGUGAGUGGCGUCAAUCCUGAAUGGAGAAUGAGCGCAGUAGCAUACCUUGCAAGUUAUCUGGCUCGUGCCAAAUUUAUUCCCGUCUCAUUUGUUGCUGCGAUGCUGGAAAGAGUGGUGAGCUGCUGUUUCCUUUAUUGCAAAAACCAGGAUGGUGACAUUAAUCCAAAAGCUCAUAAAUUAUUUUAUGCUGGUUGUCAGGCUAUAAUGUAUGUGCUUUGUUUUCGUAUGAAACAAAUGCUUGCUAUUCCUCGGCUGAAGUCCCAACUACUGCUCAUGCGCAUCGAUGAUAUCCUUAGGCAUCCUUUAAGACCACUGCAGAUAUGCUUGCCAUCAAUAGUAGAAGAAUUUCUACGGCUGGUCAAAGCAAGUCGCAUAUUUUCUCUGCCCGAAACACUUGUCGAACAUGGACUCCUGGAAUCACAGCAUUCUAUGGUAUUUGGUGGGUUAGAAAGAUUAGACAUGUUUUUCCCAUUUGAUCCUUGCCUGUUAAGGAAAUGUGACAGCUACAUCCGGCCAAAUUAUGUGUACUGGUCAAUGGUGAGAAGCACUCAUGAUGAAGACGAUGGCGAAGAAGGCACGAGUGAUGAAGAUGUUGCAGACGCCUAUGAGUGUGGAAACGGAAUGAGUAUCGGAAUGAGUAUUCCAAGUGACAGGAGUCACGAUGAGGGAGAGUCUGAUGCUGAUGAGUUUGACUGUUCUCUGGAUAAAAUGUCCAUUACACCUAGGGACUUGAGUCACAAAUUCGGGGGCAGAAUGCAGAGAUUCACGCAGAUGCCCUCCAAGAUCAGACCUUCAACGAGUCCCGAGUCAUUGUGAUUUUUGUUCUGAAAGAACACCAUAAUGUCAAGUGUAAUAGUAUUAGGAAGAGAUGUAUACGAGAUACAGCAAUCGUGCUUUGCAGAUUGAUAAAUGUAAUAGUUAACUCUAUUCACUGUAAGAAACUGAAUGUAGGGCAAUUUUGACAAUCUUUGUUAUUGAUUUGUAAACAUGCUAACACUCAGCUGAAGCUGGAGGUAAAAGAAUUUGUGCA